Molecule: messenger RNA, 1690 nt
Organism: Trichoderma citrinoviride
Lineage: Eukaryota; Fungi; Ascomycota; Sordariomycetes; Hypocreales; Hypocreaceae
Product: hsp60 mitochondrial precursor-like protein
Exons: 3
Coding region: 8-1690 (560 amino acids)
Biological process (GO): protein refolding; mitochondrial unfolded protein response; protein import into mitochondrial intermembrane space
Cellular component (GO): mitochondrial inner membrane; mitochondrial matrix
Molecular function (GO): ATP-dependent protein folding chaperone; protein-folding chaperone binding; ATP binding
Source: RefSeq, a predicted model, not a curated record
AAAAAAGAUGCAGCGCGCAUUGGCUUCCCGUGCCCGCGCCUCGGCCCUGUCCGGCGCUUACAAGUAUCGAUCUGGAGGCAGCCUCGGCCAGCAGCUUCGGUUUGCUCACAAGGAACUCAAGUUCGGUGUUGAGGGCCGUGCCGCCCUUCUGGCUGGUGCCGAUACUCUGGCCAAGGCUGUCGCUACGACUCUGGGUCCCAAGGGCCGAAAUGUCCUGAUUGAGUCCAGCUUCGGCUCUCCCAAGAUUACCAAGGACGGUGUUACUGUCGCCAAGGCCAUCUCCCUCAAGGACAAGUUUGAGAACCUGGGCGCCAAGCUGAUCCAGGAUGUCGCCUCCAAGACCAACGAGACUGCCGGUGACGGAACCACCAGUGCCACCGUCCUGGCCCGCGCCAUCUUCUCCGAGACCGUCAAGAACGUUGCCGCCGGCUGCAACCCCAUGGACCUGCGCCGAGGCAUCCAGGCCGCCGUCGACGCCGUCGUCGACUACCUGCAGAAGAACACCCGCGACAUCACCACCAGCGAGGAGGUUGCGCAGGUUGCCACGAUCAGUGUCAUCACCGUCAAGGAGGGCAAGACGCUGCAGGACGAGCUCGAGGUGACCGAGGGUAUGCGAUUCGACCGCGGAUACGUCUCCCCCUACUUCAUCACCGACGCCAAGUCCGCCAAGGUUGAGUUCGAGAACCCUCUGAUCCUGCUCUCUGAGAAGAAGAUCUCGGCUGUCCAGGACAUCAUCCCCGCUCUCGAGGCCUCUACCCAGCUCCGCCGCCCCCUUGUCAUCAUCGCCGAGGACAUUGACGGCGAGGCUCUGGCUGUCUGCAUUUUGAACAAGCUCCGUGGCCAGCUCCAGGUCGCCGCCGUCAAGGCCCCCGGCUUCGGUGACAACCGCAAGUCCAUCCUCGGCGAUCUCGCUGUCCUGACCAACGGAACUGUCUUCUCUGACGAGCUCGACAUCAAGCUCGAGAAGGCUACCCCCGACAUGCUGGGCUCCACUGGCUCCAUCACCAUCACCAAGGAGGACACCAUCAUCCUCAACGGCGAGGGCAGCAAGGACGCCAUCUCUCAGCGAUGCGAGCAGAUCCGUGGUGUCAUUGCCGACCCCACCACCUCCGAGUACGAGAAGGAGAAGCUUCAGGAGCGUCUGGCCAAGCUGUCUGGCGGCGUUGCUGUCAUCAAGGUUGGCGGUGCCUCUGAGGUUGAGGUCGGCGAGAAGAAGGACCGAUUCGUCGAUGCUCUCAACGCUACCCGUGCUGCCGUUGAGGAGGGUAUCCUGCCCGGCGGUGGCACUGCCCUGAUCAAGGCCUCUUCCCAGGCCCUGAACGACGUCAAGGCCGCCAACUUUGACCAGCAGCUCGGCAUCACCAUUGUCAAGAACGCCAUCACCCGCCCCGCCCGAACCAUCAUCGAGAACGCCGGCCUGGAGGGCUCUGUCGUUGUCGGCAAGCUCACCGACGAGUACGGCGCCGACUUCAACCGCGGUUUCGACAGCGCCAAGGGCGAGUACGUCGACAUGAUCCAGGCCGGUAUCCUUGACCCCCUCAAGGUUGUCCGCACUGGUCUCAUUGACGCCAGCGGUGUUGCUUCCCUGCUGGGUACGACCGAGGUCGCCAUUGUCGAGGCCCCUGAGGAGCGACCUGCUGGUCCUCCCAUGGGCGGCAUGGGCGGCAUGGGAGGAAUGGGCAUGAUGUAA